This is a messenger RNA of Carcharodon carcharias (great white shark), 2181 nucleotides long. It is a transcript of the gene fut7, whose product is annotated as fucosyltransferase 7. NCBI's taxonomy places the organism in Eukaryota, Metazoa, Chordata, Chondrichthyes, Lamniformes, Lamnidae. Bases 96 to 1286 code for a protein of 396 amino acids. The transcript is spliced from 2 exons. Gene Ontology annotation, molecular function: alpha-(1->3)-fucosyltransferase activity. The record is from RefSeq and is a predicted model, not a curated record. Gene Ontology annotation, cellular component: membrane.
ACAGGAAACCAGCAAUGAAAACAAAUACUUAACCCAUUUUGUUGGUUGACUGAGGGAUAAAUGUUGGCCAGGACACUGGUAGAGAAUUUUGAAUAAUGCCAUGGAACCUUUUACACCAACCUGAAAGGGCAGAGACAGCUCACGAGCGGUUCACAUUCAACAGAUAUCUGUACAAAGACCUCUACAAAUUUUUGACUGCAGUUUCUUUUCAAUCGCUGGCAAGCCAACACAUGGCAGUCGUGCAUGUAUACUUACUAUCAAUGUUAAAGACUGGCAAAAUCCUGGUACUGCUAUUAGUGUCUGUAUAUUUCAUGCAAUUUGUGAUUAACUGUUAUGUCAGCCAAGUGAUCUGGCCAGUGAAAAACUACAUAAAGGUUCAAGAGUCUCUAGUCGUGUUGGUUUGGCAUUGGCCAUUUCGUGCAGACUUCACUCCGAGAGAAGACAUUUGCCUGGAGUUAUAUGCGAUUGACAAUUGUAUUCUCACGCGCAACAGGUCCAUGUUUGAUCGUGCAGAUGUCGUCGUGUUCCACCAUAGGGAGCUUCAGGUCAAAAGCUCCAACCUGCCAAAGCGGACAAGACCUCCCAACCAGAAGUGGCUCUGGGUAUCUUUGGAGUCACCAACUAACACAAAAAGGAUUCAUCAGCUCAAUGGCUACUUCAACUGGACUAUGACCUACAGGACAGAUUCUGAUAUCUUCCUCCCUUAUGGGACACUCAUAGAAAGUGACCAACCAUCUAAUUUCACCAUCCCUAAGAAAUCUGGCAUUUCAACAUGGGUUGUUAGCAAUUACCGCAAAACUAGUCUGAGGGCAAAGGUGCAUGCCAACCUAUCCAAGCACAUGAAAAUAGACAUUUAUGGAAAAGCAGCCAGAAAAUUCCUCCCUGAUGAAAUGCUACUGCCAACCAUCUCUCACUAUGCCUUUUACCUGGCUUUUGAGAACUCCAUACACAAAGACUACAUCACAGAGAAGAUCUGGAGAAAUGCUUUCAUGGCAGGGUCUGUUCCCGUGGUGUUGGGGCCCCAGCGGGCUAACUAUGAACAGUUUGUCCCACCGGAUUCCUUCAUUCACGUGAAUGACUUUGCCUCCGAGAAAGAACUGACCAAUUUCCUUAUGGGUCUCUGGGAGAACAGCACUCAAUACGAGCAGUAUUUCAACUGGAGGAGAAAGUAUGUGGUCAAGGUUUCCACUGACUGGACAGAGAGGUUUUGUAACAUUUGCACUAAAUUUCAUAGCCUUCCUCAGCCAAAAGUAUAUCGUAAUUUACAUGCAUGGUUUCAUCAGUAGAGAUUUGUUUUUAAUCUACCUCAUAGAAUAAAAUUUUGUUCCUUUAAAUCAGUAGAUUUAUAUACUUAAUGCAAAAUUACUGUUGCUAUUCUGAAAUGUCACUAUUUUGAUAUUUUGCUUAAGCAGGAAUCUCUCAAGAUUGUCACUUUGGAGAGGGGGGAAAGGAGAUUUACUAGAUGUAUAGCAGGGCUGAGGGAUUUCAGUGAGUGGCAAAUUUGGGAUUGUUCUCCUUAGAGCAGAAAAGGUUACUGGGAGAUUUAAUAGAAGUGUUCAAAAUUAUAUGUGGCUUUGGUAGGAGUAGAUUGGGAGGAACAGUUUCAGUCAGCAGGAGGGUCAGUAACUAAAGGACACAGACCUAAGGUAAUUGACUAAAGAGCCAAUGGAGAUGAGGGGAAUGUUUUUUAUGCAGCGAAUCAUGAUGAUCUAGAAUGCACUGCUUGAAAGGGCGCUGGAAGCAGGUUCAACAGUGACUUUCAAAAGCGGAAAUGUCUGUUUAAAGACAAAAAUUACAGGACAGGGGAAAGAGCAGAUGGGACUAAUUGGAUAGCUCUCUCAAAGGGGCAGGCCAGUCAGAAUGGGCCAAAUGUCUUGUAAGAUUCUAUGAGUCUAACAAGAACCCCAUGUUUGGCAGUUAAACCAACAACUGCUGGAAUUUAUGCAGUGUUUUGGUCAGUGUUUGAAAGCUGGAGAUCCUUCCAGUGAAUUUGUAGAAACUGAUGCAAAUUAGAUGCCAGAUUGAGCACGUAGCAUUUAAAUGCGAUUGUCUGUAGUAAAUCAGCCAGGUUUCCCAACCUGGGCUACUAUCCAGUGAUCUUUCCUGAUAAGUGCUUGUGGUUGGACACUGAUCCUGAUCACACUGAGUUAUCACAUUACGCCCAAUUUCACGCCUGGCCAC